Fusarium pseudograminearum CS3096 is the source of this 3102-nucleotide messenger RNA. RefSeq lists its product as uncharacterized. The transcript has 3 exons. Lineage: Eukaryota; Fungi; Ascomycota; Sordariomycetes; Hypocreales; Nectriaceae. Gene Ontology annotation, cellular component: cytoplasm; SUMO activating enzyme complex. The record is from RefSeq and is a predicted model, not a curated record. Gene Ontology annotation, molecular function: SUMO activating enzyme activity. Bases 1 to 3102 code for a protein of 1033 amino acids. Gene Ontology annotation, biological process: protein sumoylation.
AUGGCCGAACAAAAGCAACCAGAGGUCGACCUCGCAACCCGAAUGCAGGUUGAUGAAUCUGUUAUUGGAAAUAACGAAAUCGACGAAUCCCUCUACAGCCGACAACUCUAUGUUCUGGGCCACGAGGCUAUGAAGCGCAUGGGCGCUUCUAACGUGCUCAUCGUUGGUCUCAAAGGUCUCGGUGUAGAAAUCGCCAAGAACAUUGCUCUGGCUGGUGUCAAGAGCCUUACCCUUUACGACCCGGCCCCAGUUCAGAUCGCAGAUCUCUCGUCUCAGUUCUUCCUCACCCCUGGCGAUGUCGGAAAGCCCAGAGACGAGGUCACUGUCCCUCGCGUUGCUGAACUAAACGCUUAUACUCCUGUCAAGCUUCACCAGUCGCCCGGUCUUGACGGCGAUCUUUCACAGUUCGACAAGUACCAGGUUGUCGUUUUGACCAACGCACCUAUCCACCAACAGAAGGCCAUCGCCGACUACUGCCAUAGCAAGGGUAUUUAUGUUGUCGUCGCCGAUACUUUUGGACUCUUCGGCUCUGUCUUCUGUGAUUUCGGCGAGAAGUUCACAGUCAUCGACCCUACCGGCGAGACUCCCCUUAGCGGCAUCGUUGCAGGUAUCGACGAGGAGGGCAUGGUGUCUGCCCUUGAUGAAACUCGACAUGGGUUGGAAGAUGGCGACUAUGUAACAUUCUCCGAGGUUGAGGGAAUGGAGGCGCUCAACGGAGCCGAGCCCCGAAAGAUUACGGUCAAGGGACCUUACACCUUCUCGAUCGGCGAUGUGUCUGGGUUGGGCCAGUACAAGCGAGGUGGCAUGUACCAGCAGGUCAAGAUGCCCAAGGUUAUUAACUUCAAGGACUUUACCGCAUCGCUAAAGGAACCCGAAUUCCUUAUCUCCGACUUUGCCAAGUUUGAUCGACCUCAACAGCUCCACCUUGGUUUCCAGGCGCUUCACGCUUUUCAACUUAACCACAAGCGACUUCCCAACCCCAUGGAUGAAGACGAUGCUAUUGUCGUCCUAGGUGCUGCUAAGAAGUUUGCCGAGCAGGAGGGUCUGGAGAUUGAGCUGGAUGAGAAGCUUUUGAAGGAGCUUAGCUACCAAGCUCAAGGUGACCUCAACCCUAUGGCUGCCUACUUCGGUGGUCUUGUUGCGCAGGAGGUUCUCAAGGCAGUCUCUGGCAAGUUCCAGCCCAUUGUCCAGUGGAUGUACUUUGACUCUCUCGAGUCUCUGCCCACAUCUACUAAGCGAAGUGCUGAGCUCUGCAAGCCAACUGGCAGCCGAUAUGAUGGACAAAUUGCCGUUUUCGGUACUGAAUACCAGAACAAGAUUGCGAACUUGAAGCAGUUCCUUGUUGGCGCUGGCGCCAUUGGUUGCGAGAUGCUGAAGAACUGGGCCAUGAUUGGUCUGGGAACGGGCCCUGAGGGCAAGAUCUGGGUUACUGACAUGGACUCUAUCGAGAGAAGUAACCUGAACCGACAGUUCCUCUUCCGUGCCGACGAUGUUGGUAAGAUGAAGAGUGACCGUGCUGCUCUUGCCGUUCAGCGAAUGAACCCCGAUCUCGAAGGCCACAUGAUCACUCUGAAGGAGCGUGUUAGUGCCGACACUGAAAGUGUUUUCAACGAGGAAUUCUGGCACAACCUGGAUGGUGUCACCAACGCCCUCGACAACGUAGAGGCUCGAACUUACGUCGACCGUCGAUGUGUCUUUUUCCAGAAGCCACUUCUUGAAAGUGGUACCCUCGGAACCAAGGGCAACACGCAAGUCGUUCUCCCUCACCUCACCGAGUCUUAUUCUUCCUCUCAGGACCCCCCUGAGAAGGAGUUCCCUAUGUGCACUAUCCGAAGUUUCCCCAACAAGAUUGACCAUACUAUCGCCUGGUCCAAGGAGUACAUGUUUGAAAAGCUUUUCGUCAAGGCGCCUCAAACUGUCAACCUGUAUCUGACUCAGCCCCAGUUCAUCGAGAGCUCGCUGAAGCAGGGCGGUAACCAUAAGGAGACCCUAGAGACCAUUCGUAACUACCUUACGACCGAGAGGCCCCGAACCUUUGAGGAUUGCAUUGCCUGGGCUCGCCAACUGUUUGAGUCUGAGUUUUCCAACAAGAUUCAGCAGCUCCUCUACAACUUUCCCAAGGACUCUGAGACAUCUUCCGGCACCCCCUUCUGGUCUGGACCCAAGCGAGCCCCUGAUGCACUCAAGUUCGACUCCAACAACCCCUCCCACUUUGGGUUCAUUGUUGCCGCGGCCAACCUCCACGCUUUCAACUACAAUAUCAAGUCUCCAGGAACUGACAAGUCUAUCUACCUGCGAGAAUUGGAGAAUGUCAUUGUCCCUGACUUCACUCCGGAUUCCAACGUGAAGAUCCAGGCUGAUGAUAAGGAGCCUGUCGAGGCGGAAUCUAGCUUCGACGACAACGACGAGAUUAAGAAGCUGGCUGACGGUCUGCCCUCGCCCAGCUCUCUGUCUGGAUUCCAGCUUGUUCCUGUUGAUUUCGAGAAGGACGAUGACUCGAACCAUCACAUCGAUUUCAUCACCGCUUGCAGCAACUUGAGGGCCGAGAACUACAAGAUCGAGCCAGCUGAUAGACACAAGACCAAGUUUAUUGCUGGCAAGAUCAUUCCCGCCAUUGCCACAACCACUGCGCUGGUGACCGGCUUGGUUGUGUUGGAGCUGUACAAGAUUAUUGAUGGCAAGGAUGAUCUUGAGCAGUACAAGAAUGGUUUCAUCAACCUGGCACUGCCCUUCUUUGGUUUCAGUGAGCCAAUCGCCAGCCCCAAGAUGGAAUACCAAGGACCCGAUGGCAAGGUUAAGCUGGAUAGAAUCUGGGACCGUUUCGAGAUUGAGGAUAUUACUCUACAGGAGCUUUUGGAUACCUUCAAGGCCAAGGGUCUUACCAUCAGCAUGCUAAGCUCUGGCGUCAGUCUUCUCUACGCAUCGUUCUUCCCCCCUUCCAAGCUCAAGGAACGAUAUGCCCUCAAGCUGAGCCAGCUGGUUGAGACGAUUUCCAAGAAGCCUAUUCCGGCCCAUCAGAAAGACGUGAUCUUUGAAAUUGUGGCCGAGGACCUGAACGAGGAGGACGUUGAGGUGCCUUACAUCAAGGUCAGGGUUGCAUAA